GUCCUUGUCCAGUUAAACACCCUCGGUUGGGAAGUCAUUGAUUGCUCCCCUCUCCUCGCGUUUGAAUAUGGUGCGGACUAAAGAGGACAGUGUCCCAGGCACCUACAGAAAAGUGGUGGCUUCUCGAGCCCCCAGGAAGGUGCUUGGUUCCUCCACUUCUGCCAGUAAUUCCGCAUCGCUUUCGUCGAGGAAAGUUGAAAAUAAGUAUGCCGGAGGGAAUCCAGUUUGUGUGCGCCCAACUCCCAAGUGGCAAAAAGGAAUCGGAGAAUUCUUUGGGCUGUCCCCUAAAGAUUCUGACAAAGAGAAUCGAAUUCCUGAAGAGGCAGGAAGCAGUGGCUUAGGAAAAGCAAAAAGAAAAGCACGUCCUUUGCCACCUGAUCACACAGAUGACGAAAAAGAAUAGAACUCUCUUAAUUCAUCCUUGACUAAUGUCUCCUGUUUAUUAUUCUAAGAUGUAAAUUUGGAUAAAUGUAUUUGUUCCAAUUAGCUUUGCUGAAUAGGCAUUUAAUUUAAAAAAUGAGGCUUAUAUAGAGUUACUCAAAAGCAAGUAAUUAUGAUAUUGGAGAAUUUGUAAGAUUCGUUAUGGUUACUUACCUUGGUAUUCAAUAUAACGCAGUAUUUGGUUUCUUUUACCUGUUAUUAAGCUUCUUUUUCUUGCUAAAAAUUAAUCAUUGAAUGGUGUUCUAAUUACAAAUCUGCUGUAUUUGAGAUUUUCUUAGAUCUUUGUACUGCUGCCAUUUUUAUUGGCGUUUGAUUAUUAGAAUGGUGCCGUAUUUUUGUUCCUUUUAUUUGCUUUAAGAAGCAGACUUAGAUUUUUGCACAUUAAAAAAAUUCAGUAUUAAUUAAACUGAACCUAACCCUUUUUAAGAAAGAGGGCCAAAGAUGCAAUGUUGAAGAAAUUUGGAUGGCUAUGUAUCUUCUCCUUAAGAGCAAUAUGGCCUGAGGAUUUAAACAGUUGAUAAAGUUUCUAACAACAACAAAGCAGGUAAAAUAAGAAUUUUAGAAUUAGACAGGAAGAUUUCAUAGACUACAUUAAAAGAGAGAAAUUUUCCUAGAAAUGCAUUUGAUUCAGUAUCAUAAAAUACAACCUUUUGAGCCUGUACUUUUCAAGUUGGAAAUCAAUAAAACAUAAAAGGCAAAUCAUGCCAUAAAUCCAGAGGUAUGUCUAGAGUCCUUAGAGCUACCAUUAUAUAUUUUAAGAUAACCAGGGGUAUAAUUAAAGAGGUGGGUAUAAUAUAACUUAGUAACUGAUAUUCUUGCUUCCUUAUCACACUUUUUGCUUCCUGAUAUUCUGUUGUCUAAGUUUACCAUGUUUUAACAAGUAUGUUCUUCUGAAGUUUGUUUUUAAUAAAUGAAUACUUAUUUUCACAA
This is a messenger RNA of Panthera uncia (snow leopard), 1371 nucleotides long. RefSeq names its product PCNA-associated factor. Gene Ontology annotation, cellular component: nucleus. Gene Ontology annotation, biological process: translesion synthesis; regulation of cell cycle. Gene Ontology annotation, molecular function: chromatin binding. The transcript has a single exon. Lineage: Eukaryota; Metazoa; Chordata; Mammalia; Carnivora; Felidae. Bases 68 to 403 code for a protein of 111 amino acids. The record is from RefSeq and is a predicted model, not a curated record.